Messenger RNA from Capsella rubella, 1806 nucleotides. RefSeq lists its product as uncharacterized. Bases 1 to 1806 code for a protein of 601 amino acids. The record is from RefSeq and is a predicted model, not a curated record. Gene Ontology annotation, molecular function: DNA helicase activity. The transcript has 6 exons. Gene Ontology annotation, biological process: telomere maintenance; DNA repair. Lineage: Eukaryota; Viridiplantae; Streptophyta; Magnoliopsida; Brassicales; Brassicaceae.
AUGUGUCGGAUCUUCAAGAUCAAACUAGAUGCUCUUAUGAAAGAUCUAACGGAAGACCAUCUAUUAGGGAAGACUAUAGCUGCAAUGUACACGAUUGAAUUCCAGAAACGAGGACUUCCACAUGCUCAUAUUCUUUUAUUCAUAGAUCCAAGUUGUAAAUUGCCAACCGGUGACGACAUUGAUAAAAUCAUUUCAGCUGAGAUUCCUGAUAAAGAAAAGACCCUGAGCUCUACAAUACUCUUAUCAUUACGCUAUCGUGCUCAUAUCAAUGUUGAGUGGUGUAACCAGACUGGUUCUAUUAAGUACAUUAACAAAGGCCAUGAUCGUGUUGCCUUCGUGAUAGAACCUAAGCAGAAAAAUACAGAUAGUGGUAAUGGGAGCGAACCUGUGGCGAACAUUAGAUCAGAUCUAGUUACUGCUGAGACUACAGACAGUGGAGAUGGUGAAAUAAAAAAGAUUGAUGAAAUCAAGGAUUACUUUGACUGCAGAUAUGUCUCAGCUUCUGAAGCAGCAUGGAGGCUUUUCAAGUUUCCUAUACAGUAUAGAAGCAUACCAGUCAUGAAACUCCUAUUUCAUCUUCCUAGAAAGCAACCAGUCUAUUUCAAAGAGAAAGAGAAAAUCAAAGAUGUUUUGGAAAGGAUGGAAGAUGAAUACUACAUGAGAAUCCUUCUUGGCAUAGUAACUGGUCCUCAAAGUGAUGACGAUAUUAGAACAUAUAAAGUUGUUGUUUACGACACAUACAAGAAGGCAUGUUGGGCUCGCGGUAUUCUGGAGGACGACCAAGCCUAUAUAGACAGUCUAAUUGAGGCUACCCUUUGGUUUUUCGGUGAUCAACUCCAUUUGACCCUCACAGAUGAAGAAAAAAAGAAUUAUACACUUGAGGAAAUUGAAGAGGUGUUGCUGCGCAAUGGUGGGUCUUUCAAAUACUUCAAAAAAAUACCUAAGCCAACAAACAUAGGUGUUGAUCUCUUUAAUCGUUUAAUCACCGAAGAGAGAAACUACCUCCGCGACGCUUUGCGAGAGAAGCAUGACGAGUGGAUAGGGAUGAUGACUGACGAACAGAGAGCAAUCUAUGAUGAGAUCAUAACAGUUGUAUUAAAAGAUUGUGGAGGAGUAUUUUUUGUUUAUGGUUUUGGAAGCACAAGAAAGACAUUUCUGUGGAAAACAUUAUCUGCUGCUUUGAGGUAUAGGGGAUUGAUUGCUAUUAAUGUUGCUUCUAGCGGAAUUGCUUCUUUGCUGUUGGAUGGAGGAAGGACUGCUCAUUCCAGGUUUGCUAUCCCUAUAAAUCCUGAUGAUUUCACAAUGUGUAAUAUCAGUCCUGAUUCUGAUCUUGCUAAUAUGCUGGAAGAAACAUCUCUAAUUAUUUGGGAUGAACCAUCAAUGAUGAGCAGAUAUAGCUUUGAAAAUCUGGAUAGAGGUUUAUCAGAUAUUAUGAGGAAUACUGAUAAUAAGCCGUUUGGUGGAAAGGUUGUUGUAUUUGGGGGUGAUUUUAGACAGGUAUUACCUGUUAUCAAUGGUGCAGGAAGGGCUCAAAUAGUGCUUGCAGCACUAAAUUCAUCUUAUCUCUGGGAACACAUUAAGUUCCUAACCAUAACAAAGAACAUGCGUUUAAUGUCAAAGGAUUUGUCUGAAAGUGCUGCCCGCGAUAUUAAAGUGUUUUCAGAUUGGAUAUUAGCUGUUGGGGAAGGCAAAGUUGCUGAACCAAAUGAUGGGGACGCUUUGAUUAAUAUUCCCGAGGAGUUCUUUAUAAAAAAAAAUAGUAAUGAUCCAAUUGAAGCAACAGCAGAGCAGUUUAUGGUGAUCUAG